GUUCCCUCCAGCCAUCUGAAAGAUGAGCUCCUGCACCAUCAUGUUACAGCUGCUGCUGUGGGGGCCUCUUCUCUUUGCCCCCACCAGGAGCUACAACCUGGAUGUGCAGCACGUGCAGAACUUCUCCAUCCCACAGGCUGGCAGGCACUUUGGGUACCGCGUCCUGCAGGUUGGAACAGGGGUUGUCGUGGGAGCGCCAGGUGAGGGCAAUAGCACCGGAAGCCUCUACCAGUGCCAGCCAGGCACUGGGAGCUGUGAGCUGGUCAGCCUGAGUGGUUCCAAUCAUACCUCCAAGUAUUUGGGAAUGACCUUGGCAACAGACUCCAAAAGUGAAAACCUUUUGGCCUGUGAUCCUGGGCUGUCUCGGAAGUGUGACCAGAAUACUUAUUUAAGUGGCCGGUGUUACCUCUUCCACAAGAAUCUGAGGGUUCCUGUGCACCAAGGGGACCCUGGUUAUCAGGAAUGUAUAAAGGGCAACGUAGACCUGGUGUUUCUGUUUGAUGGCUCAAUGAGCUUGCAAAAAGAUGAAUUUCAGAAAAUUCUGGACUUCAUGAAGGAUGUGAUGAGGAAACUCGGCAACUCUUCCUACCAGUUUGCUGCUGUGCAGUUUUCUACAACCCACAAAACAGAGUUUAACUUCUUGGACUAUGUUAAAUGGAAGGACCCUGACACUCUGCUGGGCAAUGUAAAACACAUGAGCCAGUUAACCAACACCUUUGGGGCCGUCAACUAUGUCGCGACAGAGGUGUUUCGGCAGGACUUGGGGGCCCGGCUGGAUGCAACCAAAGUGCUCAUCAUCAUCACUGACGGGGAAGCCACCGACUCUGGCAACAUCGACAACGCCAAAGACAUCAUCCGCUACAUCAUUGGGAUUGGCAAGCAAUUUAAGACAAAGCAAAGUCAAGAGACACUCCACAAAUUUGCUUCGAAACCCACAACGGAUUUUGUCAAAAUUCUGGACACAUUUGAGAAGCUUAAAGACUUGUUCACUGAGCUGCAAAAGAAGAUAUAUACCAUUGAAGGCACAAGCAAGCUGGACCUGACGUCCUUCGACAUGGAACUGUCUUCCAGUGGCAUCAGUGCUUCCCUCAGCAAGGGCCGGGGCGCUGUGGGGGCAGUUGGAGCCAAGGACUGGGCCGGGGGCUUUCUAGACCUGAAGGAGGAUCUGCAGGAUGCUACAUUUGUGGGGAAUGAGCCGCUGACACCAGAAGUGAAAGAGGGCUAUUUGGGUUACACAGUCGCCUGGCUGUCCUCUGGAGAACUCACACCACUGCUGGCAGCUGGAGCCCCCCGAUACCAGCAUGUGGGGCGGGUGCUACUGUUUCAAGAGACUGAGAGCAAAGGAGACUGGAGACAAGUUCAGGAACUAGAUGGGGACCAGAUUGGCUCUUAUUUUGGUGGUGAGUUGUGCGGCGUUGACAUGGACCAAAAUGGGAAGACAGAGCUACUGCUGAUUGGAGCCCCCCUGUUCUAUGGAGACCAGAGAGGAGGCCGGGUGUUUAUUUACCAGAGAAAAAAGCUGGAGUUUGAAAUGGUCUCAGAGCUGCAGGGGGACCCUGGCUACCCCCUGGGGCAAUUUGGAGCGGCCAUCACUGCCUUGAAUGACAUCAAUGGAGACGGGCUGAUGGACGUGGCUGUGGGAGCCCCGCUGGAAAAGCAGGGGGCUGUGUACAUCUUCAAUGGGCAGCAAGGGGGUCUGAGCCCCCGGCCAAGCCAGCGGAUAGAUGGGGCCCAGGCGUUCCCAGGAAUUCAGUGGUUUGGACGCUCUAUUCACGGGGUGAAGGACCUCGGAGGGGAUGGCCUGGUAGAUGUGGCUGUCGGGGCCAAGGGCCAGGUGAUCGUGCUGAGCUCCCGGCCCGUAGUGGACAUCAUCACACAGAUAUCCUUCUCCCCGGCUGAAAUCCCGGUGCAUGAAGUCGAGUGCUCCUUUUCAGCCAGCGACAAGGACAAGGAGAAGGAAGGUGUUGUCAUCACAGUCUGUUUCCAGGUCAAGUCUCUCAUGCCCCAUUUCCAAGGGCCCCUGACUACCAGCCUCCAUUACACUCUGCAGCUAGAUGCUCAUCGGACCCGAAGCCGGGGCUUAUUCGCAAAUGGGAGAUCUGAGCAAAGCGGGGACGUAGUGAUCACCCCAGACCAGUCCUGCACUCACUUCAACUUCCAUUUCCCGGUAUGCAUUCAGGACCUCAUCUCGCCCAUCAGUGUCUCCCUAAAUUUCUCUCUCCGGGAGGAAGAAGGCUCAUUGAGGGAACAAAGUGCGGGUAAGGACAUGCGGCCCAUCCUGAGCCCCUCAGCGCACUCGGAGACCAAGGAGAUCCCGUUUGAGAAGAACUGUGGGGAGGACAAGCAAUGUGAGGCAAACCUGAAGCUGCUCUUCUCCCAGGAAAGAGACAGAGCCCUACGCCUGACCGCCUCUGCCAGCCUCUCUGUGGGGCUGACACUGAGUAACUUGGGAGAAGACGCUUACUGGGUCAAGCUGCACAUGAGCUUCCCCCAGGGACUCUCCUUCCGCAAAGUGGAGCUGUUCAAGCCUCGCAGACAGAUACCUGUGAGUUGCGAGGAGCUUCCUGGCAAAUCCAAGCUCCCCACCAAGACCCUCUCUUGCAAUGUGAGCUCCCCCAUCUUUAAAGCAGGCAGCUCGGUUGACAUCCAAGUGAUGUUCUAUACACUGCUGAACAGCUCCUGGGGGGACUUGGUUGAGCUGCAGGCUGAAGUGAGCUGUAAAAAUGAAGACUCUGGCCUUCUGAAAGACAACUCAGCCAACACCAGCAUCCCGGUCAUGUACCCCAUCAACAUCCUCACAGAGGACAAGGAAGAUUCUACACCGUAUAUCAGCUUCAUCUCCAAGGAUCUCAAGAAACAACAUUUCAAGCACAUCUACCAGGUAACGGUUCAGCCCUUUGGCCAGGACAACAAAUUGCCCUCCCUGGAGGCCUUGGUUGGAGUUUCACAGCAUCACGUCACGGAGCCCCUCAAAUACACAUACGACGUGCAACUGGAGCCGCCUGUCACCUGCUACCAGGAGGACCUGGGGACGCUGCCUGAGGUGACUGAGCCUUGCCAGCACCUGGCCCAGCACCGCUGCCCAGUUGACUUUCAGCAGAAACUCCUCGUGAAAGUGACGGGGACCGUGGAGCUGAUCAAGGAGGUCCAGGCCUCCUCCAUGUUCAGCCUCUGCAGCUCCCUCUCCAUCUCCUUCAACAGCACCAGGCAUUUCCACCUCUACGGCAGUAACGCCUCCCUGGCCCAGGUCAUCACAAAGGUCGAAAUUGUGAAUGAGAAGGAAAAUCUCCAGCUCUAUUUGUGGAGCGGCGUCGGGGGGUUGUUGCUGCUGCUGCUGAUUUUCCUGGCACUCUAUAAGGUCGGCUUCUUCAAGCGGGACCUGAAGGAGAAGAUGGAGGCUAACAUAGAUGCCCCCAAUGGAAUCCCCGGGGGAGACUCUGGGCAGCCAGCACCAGAGGAGGUGGUGGAGACCCUCCUAGGGGAGAAGGCCCAGGAAUAAGGUGGCAAAGACUCCGAUCAGGCCUGAGCAGAGAGGCCUGGGGCAGGGGCCUCUGCUGCAUUUUACUGUGUUCUCAGGCAAAUCA
Condylura cristata (star-nosed mole) is the source of this 3584-nucleotide messenger RNA. RefSeq names its product integrin, alpha L (antigen CD11A (p180), lymphocyte function-associated antigen 1; alpha polypeptide) (gene ITGAL). Bases 23 to 3499 code for a protein of 1158 amino acids. Gene Ontology annotation, cellular component: external side of plasma membrane; integrin complex. The record is from RefSeq and is a predicted model, not a curated record. The transcript is spliced from 31 exons. Gene Ontology annotation, biological process: cell adhesion mediated by integrin; integrin-mediated signaling pathway; cell-cell adhesion. Lineage: Eukaryota; Metazoa; Chordata; Mammalia; Eulipotyphla; Talpidae. Gene Ontology annotation, molecular function: integrin binding.